Molecule: messenger RNA, 1383 nt
Organism: Theobroma cacao (cacao)
Lineage: Eukaryota; Viridiplantae; Streptophyta; Magnoliopsida; Malvales; Malvaceae
Gene: BIL4
Product: Bax inhibitor-1 family protein
Cellular component (GO): membrane
Source: RefSeq, a predicted model, not a curated record
AAAUAAAAAUAAUAAUAGAAAAAGGCAUUAUCCAAAUCCCCCUCGGUAGCCUACACUCUAGAAUAUUUCCGAGACAUCAACGUUUUCUCAAAUUUUUUAUUUUUCCGCGUGUCAACAUCGCGUUCAACCUUCACGGCCCUUUCACGCAGUUACAAGACCUAUCAAGAACUUUCUUCCGACCCAUAACCGCCGCUUUUAUAAUAUCCCCCUAAAACUUCCUUCUUUUCACAACCAGGGAACAAAGGAAGGGAAAAAAAACAAAAUCGAAUACCAAAAAUUCAGCCCUAAAAGUUAGCAGCGCUUUCCAUAAGUCCAUUCCAUCCACUCUCAGCUUUUGAAGUUUAGGAUGAUGUGGAAUCAGCCGUACCGGAAAAAUGAUACGGAGGCCGGACCCAGGCCUUUGUAUCCGAUGAUGUUGGAGCCGCCGGAGAUGAGGUGGGCUUUUAUCCGGAAAAUUUACUCAAUCGUGGCCAUCCAAUUGUUGGCUACAAUCGCGGUGGCCUCCACGGUGGUUACUGUCCGCCCGAUUGCUCAUUUCUUCGUCAGCACUGGCGCCGGAUUGGCUCUUUACAUAGUCCUAAUAAUCACGCCUUUCAUUGUUUUGUGCCCAUUGUAUUACUAUCACCAGAGGCAUCCCGUGAACUAUCUUCUACUUGGAGUUUUUACCGUUUCUCUGGCGUUUGCAGUUGGAUUAACGUGCUCUUUUACCAGCGGGAAGGUUAUUUUGGAGUCUGUGAUUCUGACAGCUGUUGUGGUCGUGGCUCUUACUCUGUACACCUUCUGGGCUGCAAGGAGAGGCCAUGAUUUCAACUUCCUUGGCCCUUUCUUGUUUGGUGCCAUCCUUGUUCUUAUGGUUUUUGCUUUGAUCCAGAUUCUCUUCCCACUGGGUAGAUUAUCUGUUAUGAUCUAUGGGUGCCUGGCCUCUAUCAUAUUCUGUGGUUAUAUCAUAUACGACACAGACAACUUGAUCAAGCGCUACUCAUAUGAUGAAUACAUAUGGGCUGCUGUAUCUCUGUAUUUGGACAUAAUCAAUCUCUUCCUCUCGCUGCUUACUGUUUUCAGAGCUGCAGAUAGUUAAAAGAAGAUCACGGUGCCUCUCCUAUUUCCUUUUCCAGGUUCAUAAGAAAUUCUUAUUGACCACAUAAAUGUUGCUGUUAUCUUCUUUUUCCUAUAUUUUUUGUAAGUGGUAAAUGUCCAGGAUGUAAAAACGGCCAAAUGUGUAUUGUUACACGGAUGUCAUAGUUGAUAGAAUGGAAGCUUUUGUUUGCUUGCAUUUUUUAUGGUGCGGGAUCUCACCUCCUGGAAAAUCUUUGCUUCUAUUGAUUGAUAACAACUUCCAAGGGAUGUAGAAGAACUAACUUAAUGCUCACGUACGCUUUCUCA